Messenger RNA from Suillus discolor, 1479 nucleotides. RefSeq lists its product as uncharacterized. The record is from RefSeq and is a predicted model, not a curated record. The transcript has 7 exons. Lineage: Eukaryota; Fungi; Basidiomycota; Agaricomycetes; Boletales; Suillaceae. The coding region runs from base 1 to 1479 and encodes 492 amino acids.
AUGUUUGUUGAUGGAACUGAAGAAGGUAACGAAGAGGCGGAUCAUGAUGAAGAAGUGGACGUUGAAGAGGAUGACGUGUCUAACGAGGAUGGAGAUUUUGCAGGAGACGACAUCAAUAAUGACAAUAUGGACUAUGACUCGGAGCAGGAUGUUCAUGGGAGUGAUGACAUCAUGCCAGACCCCUCAGACCACGAUAAUCAAACCUACCCUAGCAACAACCAAGUCAGAUGCCCUGCACAAGUACCUGAUCGAGGUGCAUAUUCGCAGGACGAGGAUUAUGACGACACGGGAGUGGCUGACAUGGACCGUGAUCAUCGGAAUGAUCGCACCACUAGCAGGAAGGGUAGAGACCAGAACAUCAAUGUAGCUCAGGCGCCAACGCGAGCGAGCCUGCAGAGCACUAACCAACAAGCUCCGGGUCAUUUGGGCGCUCCAGCAGUAGUUGCUCACCACACGAAAAACCAGUGGCCACGUUCUCCAUCCCCAUCAUAUUUGAACAGCGUACGAAAUCACUGCCCAAAGACUAAGUGUGCUCGCACGAGCAACUCCCUGUCAAGUGAUGACUCUGAUGACCAGCAGGACGACUUGGAAGAUCUUGAUGAGGUUGAGAAUACUGGGAAGCGCUGCUGCACCAAGAAAGCAAAGGGUACUGCUACUAAUUGCGAUGCAACUAAUGUCGGGUUCUACCCGCCACUCUGGCAAAAACUUCUUGACCACGCAAAGGCUAAUUUCAGACUUCAUCUCGCUAUUUCCGUCCCAUUUCCCGACAAAGAGGAGUCCAUCGGUAAUACCGGAGUCUGUGGUGAAAUGAUUGCAGAAGCAAUUGUACAAUGGCAAGAGCAGAAACGCAAGCUUGAGAAAGGUUUCUACCCUGAGUUCAAACCGGGGAUGGCUACCGUGGUUUUCAAUGACACCGCGACAUUCCGCAGCAAGAUCAAGCAGAUCGUGCUUACCGUCGUUCCGAUGACAUACGAUCUAGCACUCGGCGUCAGCGGGAACACAAUUGAUAGUGUCAAACUCAAGGCAACCGCUUUGCUAAAGAAAGCAAUGUAUUUGUGCGGCCAUCCUGAUGCUGAGGGCCGUGCAUCUAACUUUGCGAAUCUCGCGGUCCGCAUCGUUUGCCAUAGGUCAUUUUAUGACAAUGGUUCCAAAUCACUGAAGCAAUUCACCGAAUUUCAGAAGACCAUUCCGCCCCCAGCGCUCUUCCUCGUUGGGACUAUCAUUCGUAACGUGAUUUAUAUCUACAGCAAAUAUGGCCAGGUAAAUGGCGCCAAGCAGACACCCAUCGAGGAUUCAGAGACUGCCUAUGACCGCAUUUCGACGUUGUUCAACCGCACGAACAGAGAUGAGUAUCACGGACCGAAACUACGUCAAAUGCUCAAAGCUUGGGCAUUGGAAGGCAUGAACGCACAUGGCGCUGGCCUUGGUACUAACGAAGGUGACAACAGCUGUUCUGAGUGGGACGUUGAUUUGGAUUAG